This is a messenger RNA of Peniophora sp. CBMAI 1063, 1671 nucleotides long. The record is from the annotation of a GenBank genome assembly. NCBI's taxonomy places the organism in Eukaryota, Fungi, Basidiomycota, Agaricomycetes, Russulales, Peniophoraceae.
AUGACUUCCACGCUGGAAAAAAGCUCUUCCGCCACAGCCUCAAUCAACGAGAAAGGUCUUGCUCACGUCGAUUGUCGCUCUGUCAGGUCGGAGGAGAAUGAAGAGAUCGGGGAGACGCUGCAUCGCGGUCUGCAAGCGCGACAGAUAUCGAUGAUUGCACUGGGAGGCUCAUUGGGUACCGGGUUGAUCAUCAGUUCUGGUACCGCACUCGUGCGCGGCGGACCGCUAGGCAUCCUUCUUGGAUACUCCUUCGUUGGUCUAGUAUGCUAUCUCGUUCUCACGGGAUUAGGUGAGAUGUCCGCAUACCUUCCUCAUAAGCGAGGUUUCUCUGGAUACGCUACGCGAUUCGUCGACCCAGCCUUUGGCUUCGCACUCGGGUGGAACUAUCUAUUGAAGUAUCUGAUCGUCACUCCCAACAACAUCAACGCCGCCGGUGCGGUAAUUCAGUACUGGACGCAGAAGGUCAACGUCGCCGUAUUCAUGACCGUAUUCAUCGUCUUCAUCUUCGGGGUGAACCUGAUGGGUGUGAGCUUCUUCGGAGAGUUCGAGUUCUGGUUCAGUUCGCUGAAAGUCACCACUCUCGUCGGACUGCUUCUCAUGGGUCUCAUCAUUGACCUUGGAGGCAACCCGGAACAUGAUCGCAUCGGGUUUCGGUACUGGCAACCACCCAAUGGACCCAUGGGAUCGUAUCUUGAGGGUACGGUGCAUAAUACUCAUCUUGAAAGCUUCCUCGGGUUCGUGUAUACACUCGUGAACGCUGUCUUCUCAUACAUCGGGACGGAGCUCAUCGGCGUAACGGUCGGAGAGGCGCAAAACCCGAGGAAGAACAUCCCGAUUGCCAUUCGACGUGUCUUUUGGCGUAUCUUCAUCUUCUACAUUGGCGGCGUCUUGAUCCUGGGAAUGACUGUGCCACGCACUGUCAACGACCUGUUCGUGGCCAAUAGCUCCAAAAAUGGCGCUGCCGCCUCUCCCUUUGUCGUCGCGACCACCUUGGUCGGCAUCAAAGUACUCAACCAUGUCAUCAACGCGUGCAUCCUGAUCUUCGUGAUAAGCGCCGCAAACUCUGACUUGUACAUUGCUUCGCGCACGCUAUACGCGCUGGCACUGGAAGGUAAAGCUCCGGCAAUCUUCAAGCGUGUGGAUAGAAGGGGGGUGCCUUGGCCCGCGCUCAUCCUUUGCGCCGCUUUUUGUGGUCUGGUCUAUCUGAACCUAUCAACGUCCUCCGCGAAGGUGUUUGGAUACUUAAUGAACCUUCUUUCGACAUUCGGCGCCAUCACCUGGAUGUGCAUCAGCUACUCGCACAUACGCUUUGUGAAGGCCUUAGAGGUACAAGGAAUCCCCCGCGACAGCUUGCCUUACAAGGCACCGUGGCACUCGUAUGGCUCAUGGUUUGCGCUGAUCUCGAUAGGCAUCAUUACGUUCUUCAAGGGUUUCGACGCGUUCUUGCCAUUCACAACCAGUACCUUCGUGACAGCAUACAUCGGGAUACCUAUCUUCUUUGCCCUGUGGGUGGGAUACAAGAUCCUAUACAGGACGAAGUUUAUACCCGCAGAAAAGGUUGAUCUCGUUACCGGUCUUCGCGACAUUGACGAGGAGGAAGAGCGUUUCUUACAAGAACAAGAGGUUAAGGGUCCGCGUUCGCGCUGGAGACAAGCGUGGGAAAAACUGUAG